This is a messenger RNA of Talaromyces proteolyticus, 3796 nucleotides long. RefSeq lists its product as uncharacterized. Gene Ontology annotation, biological process: arachidonate metabolic process. NCBI's taxonomy places the organism in Eukaryota, Fungi, Ascomycota, Eurotiomycetes, Eurotiales, Trichocomaceae. The transcript is spliced from 5 exons. The coding region runs from base 44 to 3730 and encodes 1228 amino acids. Gene Ontology annotation, cellular component: membrane. The record is from RefSeq and is a predicted model, not a curated record.
GGUAAUUUCCAGCCCUCGACUUUCAAGAUACUAAAUAUCCACGAUGAAGAACAGGGCAGCAUCUCCGGCGAAGCAAGUUGGGGUCACUGAGGAGAGGUUAUCACGUUGCGCAUUUUGCCGGCCUGACAAUCCAGCGCAGUGGCGAUGUGACUAUUGCAGACUUCUUUUCUGUGAUUCAUGCUGGAACAUGCCAGCUCCACAUCUACAGAAUGAUCCGGUGCACGCCAAAGUAUCUCUCCACCAACAUAGCCUUAUAUCCAACGAGCUUAGCACCAACCUAAAUCCCGAAUCGUUCAAGGAUUUACAUGCUCACGAUAUGGUUGCUGUUUGGUUCGCUAUUAGCCAGGAUUCAUACCAUGGCAAACUAAACUUCGAAGAGUUCCCUCGUUUCAAGCACUUAGUUGAUGAACAUCAAAAGGCCUACAAUACAUCUGAUCCAUGUUACGCAAGCCUUGUAUCCUUUGUGGGCGUGACCGGAUCUGGGAAGAGCACAUUGAUUAAGAUUCUGAUGAAGCGACUUUGGGAUGAUACUUCAGAAUCGACACUGGAUCUCAAUGAGAUUGAAGUACCUGUUUCAGGGACACGGAAAACUUCCAACCCCACUUCAGGAGAUGUCCAUCUUUACCGUGAUCCAUACUUGGAUCCAUCAGAAGCCAACUAUCCCCUCUUUUAUGCGGAUUGUGAAGGCUUCGGUGGUGGUGAAGUUGCCCCCAUAGGAUCAAAAAUUCGGGACACUAUUGAACAAAUAGCCACGUCUUUAGACUCUGCUUCGCCAAAAAAUAUGCGCUUUGCUCAAACAGCGCUUAGAUGGGUUAAGAAGGGGGCAAAACAGGCAAUCGACCUAAAGGUUCCUGGUGGAGGAUUCAUGAGGCGACAGGAACUUGUCGAAAAACUCUUUCCUCGUCUGCUAUAUAACUUCUCCGAUGUUGUUGUCCAUGUUAUCAGCGGUCAGUCCGCGAAAACCAUGGAGCACAUUCUUCUUGAGGUGAUCAAAUGGGCAAAAGUUUCAGAGAGCGUCGCUGUCAAUCAUCCUUUUCUCCCACACCUUAUUAUUGUCAUCAAUGCAGCCUCAGACACAUCUGUAUGGGACCCUGAAGAGGCCCGCCGCAAAAUUAUCCAGGAACAAUCCGGCAUACUUAAGGAAAACCAGACUGCCAUGCUUUAUGCUGAACAAUAUGAACAGAUCGGUAAUUCUAUUUUCACUAUCGAAGACCUGUUGCAUUGUUUCUAUGUAAAUGUGGAAUUCAUUUAUAUCCCUCAAGCAGAGAGCGGUGUAAAUGAAGCUCUCUUCCUCACGCAAGCUCAGAAGCUGCACGAGAUGGUGGAAAGGGCUACUCGCGGCUCCCAGUCACUCAAAGCCAAUUCUAAAAUUCUAUUGGCAUCGGAAGAUCAGGUUCAACUGUUUCACCUAGCCUUUAAUCACUAUACCAGAUUUUUGGAUAAGCCUUUUGAUUUUCUUGAGACACUGUUUACUGUACGUCCGCUACCACACAAUUUUUCAAACAACGUUGUCCGGCUUUUAAAAUCCUUUCGGUCCAACAUUCAAUCUCAAGACUCGACAGAAGUGUACAUGGAAAAGCUAGUACCGGUUCUGGCUACCAUUAUCGCUCUUGACGUGGCUCGAUCGUAUCGAAUCAACGCUCCGCUUAUUGACAUAUUCAAAGGCAAUUUAUAUAAAUCGUACGGUAACAGCGGACUACGUCCCUCAGCAAGCCCCAAUUCAUAUGAAGCACAACUUCAAUCGGCAUUUGAAGAAUUUUGUGAGUGGUCAGUUCCAUGCUCCUUCGUUGAUAGAUAUGGUCGAAAGUGUCACAAUUCAAAACGCGGGCACGCUCUUCCUUUUCACCAAGGGGAUACAGCACUUCCACUUGCCUUCGGGGGGUUCGAGUCGAAAGAGGUAGACGAGCUCAUGAGCUCCUGGCUCCCUGCUGUAGAAAAGCAGAUUGAACUCCUGUGGGACGAGCUUGAGAGUAGUAUCGCACCUAGGAACGGCUCUGCAUUCUCCUAUGGUGUUACCCACUCGAUUCUCAACACUGUUUGGGCACACCACGCCCGACAGAUAUCCUUGCUAUUUCAAGAAAACUCUGAUCUACGAUUGAACUUCCCUUUGAUGUGCUGUUUCUGUUUCCAUAAUCUCCCAUUCGAAAUCUUACCAUGUGGUCACUCUAUUUGUGACGAUUGCAUACAUCUUGUUGCAGACACAACCGGCGGCCCGGAUUCCCGCGUGGUCUGUAUCCGAAGCUGCAUCCUCCACAGUACUUCUUGUGACUUUGAUCCACCUCAUUAUAUCCAUCUCCGUCCUAAGCUUGCAGGCCGUAGAAUCUUGGCUUUGGAUGGUGGUGGCGUCCGAGCCAUUAUCGAGCUCAAAAUCCUAGAGGGAGUGGAGAAAAAGAUGGGAAACUUCAUUCCUAUUCAGAGAUUCUUUGACAUUAUAGGGGGUACUAGUGCAGGUGCGCUCGUAGCAUUUGCUAUUGGAAUCAAAGAUUGGCGAAUUAACCUUACCGAACCGAUGUUUCGGCAAAUAUGUGACAGAGCAUUUUCCAAUUCGGCGAAAUCUUGGGUUUUCAAAUUCAUUCGUGGAAGUCAGUACCUUGAUGGCCCCUUUGUUGAGGCUCUGAAGGAUGCCCUUGGGAAAACAGCAGAUGACUACUUGAUUCAAGCCAGGUCGGAAUCUAGCGGAAUUCUGCGACCAGCUCCAAAAGUUUUUGCUACUGCUACCGUCAGUGAAGGGGAUGGCGCUUCUGUACUGCCAAAUUACAUUCGCCCGCACGAUAGAGAUAACAACCUUUCUGACCUUUACGGUUUCCCAUAUCAAUUUGAAGUUCAUGAGGAACAAGAGACACAGAUUCGUGUUUGGGAGGCAGCGAGAUGUACGACAGCCGCACCAACCUACUUCACUCCCUUCCGGAAGACGGUACCGUUCGCUACCAAAUAUUACGACGGGGGCCUCUACCACAAUAAUCCUUCAAAGAUUGCACUGGAGGAGAGCCGUCGAGUCUGGCCGGAGGUGCCUGAAAGACACCCUGACCUUCUGCUAUCAGUCGGAUGUGGCUUUUCGACAACAAACAGCGAUGAAACUACCCAAUUGCUUACCCGAAAUUAUCUCUUCGAAGCUCUCAAUGUAGUACGACGACGGUUCUUGCAAGUCCUUAACUCUGAAAGGGAUUGGAUUGAAGGUUUUGGUGUACUGUCAAGAAUGGAGCCCAAGCGCUACAUCCGUCUAAACCCAGCAGUCACAGAACGCCUUCCAGAUCUAGAUGACAGGGAGGCUCUAGUGGAUGGCAGUCUAGAGCGGAUCGUAAACAAGUUUCUCGACGAGCCCAGCACAAAAGCGAUUGUUGAUCAAGUGGCCCGUCGCCUCAUUGUAACAUCAUUUUAUCUAGAGCCAUUGGCUCCAGCUAGGGCUAAUGGUCUAGAAGAAAGUGCAAACAAUUUUCACGGAACUAUCCGCUGUCGAUUCAUUGAUGAGUCUCCUGAGAUCAAAGCAUUUGCAGAUGUUAUUGCGAGAUUCUGCCCCAGUCAAUAUGCAGACUUUGAUCUUCAAGGACCUCUGACGAUUGGGAGACUGACUCCCCAAUUGCUUCAAAUCAUGAAGACAGUGGGGACGUUUCAUAUUGAUGUCCGUUUCACAUUGCCAUCUCAUGAUACGCCUAUUAAUAUUACUUUCUCCUCCCCUGGAUUUGAGGCGCAGGGUAUCAGCGGCUGUCCUUUCUUAAUGAAAAGAACGUAAUGACUCAGAGCUUUCUUCCGGCCAAAGACGUUUUUCAGUUCUUAUGCCAUUUCAAUAAUAUUAGCC